AAAUCUCUCUUUAUUUUUCCUAUAAUUUCUCCUCCUUUAAUCCUUCUCUUCUUCUUCACGCCGCCUCUCCUCCUCCUCCUCUUCUUCUUCUUCUUCGCCUACACCGCUUUGCCUUCCCUUUCGAUCCCCCUUCUAUUCCAUUCGAUCAUUCAUGGAAAACCCACAUUUUCUUUUCCAACUUCUUUCAUAAAAAACUUUCCCUUUUUCCUCCACAUUCCCCCUUUUCGCCUUUUGCUCAUCGUUUACUGGAUUGGGAAUUUGUUUGAAUUAUGAACUGAUCGUUGAAACUGAAGAACUGUGUGCCUUUUGCUGCUUUAUAGGCUGAAGUAGGAACGUUUGUGGUACUGUUUCAUUUGUUCUUUAGUUGAGGGGUUUGCUUGUGAGAUACAACAAUGGAGGAGAUGGGUAAUGAACUGGAAUUUGCUGAUCUAGCGAGGCUUAUUGGUGAUGAGUUUCCAAAUGUGGCAUCUGGUAAUGCACAUAAUGAAGAACAAGGCUUGUUUUCGGUACCAGUGAGCUCCUAUGAAGGGCCUUCGGUUCAAAAUUUCGAUAGCAAUGGGAAUUUGAUGGAUGGAAAUAUCUCUAUGAGUAAACUCCAGCAAUUAUCUAGGCAAAAUUCCAUGCCAGGGGACUCGUCCUUGACGCUUGCGUUUGAAAAGUUGAACUUUGGCGAUGAGGCGAAGGGGCGUGCUUGGAAGUCGUUGCAGCAGGGUCAUGCCGUUCUGUUGGAGGAUCAUUACUCAGAGAAUUUGAAUAAACAAUUACACAUUAUGGAUCCAUCAGUGUUAGCUUCUUGGGGUUCUUCUAAUCACUUGAGUAAUGGUGUUCAUAGCCCUCAUAUGACAAAAUUUAGCCAUCAAAACUCUCCUUCCAGACAUAUACCUGAACAGUACAAUAACUGGCAGGUUGGUCAGCUACAGUCUUUCGAGACGUCCUCCCCUGCAAUGCCGUUAACCCAUGAGAUGGCUAAUGUGUCUUCUCCAAAUUUGCAGUUCCCUACCACACCUCAAAUGCAGCAAAUUUUCCAUAACGGGCGGCCUCCGGUUCGUUACAUACAUCCGCAACAGAUAAAUCAUUGUCAAAUUGGUUGGAAUUACAACGAGGAGGAUAAGUUGUAUAGGAUGCAUGAGCAGUACCCAUACCUGCAGCAUCUUCAUAAGCAGCAAAUUCAAUCACAUGAGAACAUUGCAAGUAGGAUUUCAUGUCAGAAUCGUAAGCAGCCAUACUACGAGGUUCCAAUAGCUCACCAUCUCGAACAGUCUAAUUAUGAACCAUCUUGGAAGACGUCUGCGUUUCAUAGGGGUUCAAAUCAGUUUAGUCCUGUAUUUCCAUCACACUAUAUGGACACAAUUCAAGGUAUGGAGAAAUUUUCCUUUCCUAGAAAGAUCCUUGCAAGGAGUCCUAGAUUGAACACAGUUGAUUCUAUGAGGUUUAUGUCUAUUGGUGCUGAUAAAUCAGCCAAUCAUGUCAACCAAAGUAGAAUAAUUCGCUCAAAUAGCUGUGUUCGAUGGAACAAUUUGACUGAAUGCAUUUAUCGUGAUCACUCAUCUGCCAUGUACUCGAAAUCAGCGAGUCUUAAGUUGUUUCCUGAAAGAUUUAACUCUGUUGAUGAAGUCAGGGGUAGAAUAUUUCUCAUGGCUAAAGACCAACAUGGUUGUCGUUUCUUGCAACGAAAAUUUGUGGAGGGUACAGAUGAAGAUAUCGAGAAGAUUUUCGACGAAAUCAUCGAUCAUGUUGUUGACCUCAUGGUAGAUGCAUUUGGAAAUUAUCUAGUACAGAAGCUGCUUGAAGUUUGUAACGAAAAUCAACGGAUGCAAAUUCUACAUAGAAUUACACAGAACCACGGCGAACUUGUUAUAAUUUCAUGUGACAUGCAUGGGACUCGUGCUAUUCAGAAGGUUAUUGAGACUCUUAAAACACAAGAGCAAGUCGACAUGAUUAUCUCGGCUUUAAAGCCUGGUAUAGUUACUCUGAUGAAGAACAUAAACGGCAACCAUGUGGCACAACAUUGCCUCGAUUAUUUAAUGCCUAGUUGCCGCGAGUUACUAUUUGAUGCUGCAAGAAAUAGUUGUGUUGAUCUUGCAACUGAUCGCCACGGUUGUUGUGUUCUUCAAAAAUGUCUCAGUUGUUCCAAUAGCUUAGAACGAGAUAAUUUAAUAAGCGAGAUCACUCAAAAUGCGCUGAUUAUUUCCCAAGAUCAAUACGGGAACUAUGUUGUGCAGUUCAUCCUCAAGCUUAAUCAGCGAUGGGCUAUGGAAGCUAUACACAAACAGCUAGAGGGUAAUUAUGGAGACUUGUCCAUGCAGAAAUAUAGUAGCAACGUCGUCGAAAAAUGCCUGCUAUUUGCAUAUGGAGGACAACUCCCUAAGAUUAUGCAUGAGUUGAUCAAUGAUCCACAAUUUGGUAAAAUCAUGCAGGACCCAUAUGGCAAUUAUGUAAUUCAAACGGCAUUGGGUAAUACAGAGGGUAAUCUUCAUACUAAAUUGGUCGAAGCGAUAAGGCCACAUAUUCCCGUACUCAGGACAAGUCCAUACGGAAAGAAAGUCCUUGCAGUAUUUGGAAAAUGCAACUAACCGUUUACUCGAGCGCUUCUAGUCAUCGUUUCAUCUUGGUAAGAAAGCAUAACAAUUAUUUUCCUUCAGUACUUUCUUUUAGUAAAGAAUUUAGGCCAGGUCUAUCUGGAAACAAACUUAUCAUAGGUGAAGACAUAUCCAUAUCUUCCCUAAUCAUCGUUUUGGAUAAGAGUUUAGGUUGGUCGUUUGGCUCGUUCAUUGGCCGUGUUGUUUUUCUUGCUUUUUUUUUCUCGUUUAUUCGACAUAGUAAAUAAAUCGGUGAAGGUAUAGAAGAGGGUAUAUGCAGUGUUGUACAUUUGUUGGGAUUCUGUUUCUGAAGCUCAUUGCUUGUAGAAGAAGAGUAUAUGUGUGAGAUAUGAGAGGGGCUUGCUUUGUAUCAUGCUACUGCUGCUUCUGCUGCUAUCUUUUUUGGUUGGGCUGUGUAAUUAUCUCUCCUGUGAAUUUAUUGCAAUUUGGGCUC
Cucurbita moschata (crookneck pumpkin) is the source of this 3033-nucleotide messenger RNA. Its product is annotated as pumilio homolog 12-like. The coding region runs from base 393 to 2573 and encodes 726 amino acids. Gene Ontology annotation, cellular component: cytoplasm. Gene Ontology annotation, biological process: post-transcriptional regulation of gene expression. The record is from RefSeq and is a predicted model, not a curated record. Lineage: Eukaryota; Viridiplantae; Streptophyta; Magnoliopsida; Cucurbitales; Cucurbitaceae. The transcript has 6 exons. Gene Ontology annotation, molecular function: mRNA binding.